This is a messenger RNA of Neolamprologus brichardi, 1243 nucleotides long. The record is from RefSeq and is a predicted model, not a curated record. Lineage: Eukaryota; Metazoa; Chordata; Actinopteri; Cichliformes; Cichlidae.
GUGCAGCAAGAGAGCAGGUGGAAAAACACACGGCAAGGACAUCGUGAGGACGACUGUGAUUUCUUUUUAACAACAUGGACGCACUGACUUCAAAGAGGAUUGUUCUACUCGGAAAAACUGGGGCUGGGAAAAGCAGCCUGGCCAACACCAUACUGGGAGAGAAUGUCUUCAACGUAUGCCAUUCACCCGUUUCUGAAAUAAGUCUGCCCCGUUUAGUAAUUAAGUCUGUAAAUGGAAAUAACAUCAGUUUUAUUGACACUUGCAGUGUUUUUGACACAGGCAUGUCUGAGCAAUUACUCAGGGAUGAGAUAGUGAGGUGCAUGACAGAGUGCGCUCCUGGACCUCAUGCUUUUCUCAUCGUCCUUAAAGUGGAGAAAUUUACACAGCAGGAGCAAGAUGUAAUCAAAAAAAUAUGUCAAGAUUUCUCUGAAGAUGCUAUGAAAUACGCUGCCGUUGUCUUCACUCAUGGCGACCAGCUCCCAGAGGGAAUGGGAAUCGAGGAAUUCAUCAGUCAUAACAAAGAGCUCAGCAAUCUGGUGGAGAAGUGUGGAGGCAGAUGCCAUGUUGUUGAUAAUAAAUACUGGAAAAACAACAAAGAAGAUGACUACAGGAGCAAUCGGUUCCAAGUAGCAGAGAUACUCAGGACAAUAGACAAAAUAAGUGAGGCAAACAAUGGAAGCUGCUACACCAAUGAGAUGUUGCAGACGAUAGAAAGUGAACUACAGAAAGAGGAAGAGCUUAUUAGAAAGUCAUCAGCAAACAUGUCGGUUGAACAUAUUGCAAUCGAAGCUAAAAAGGGUGUGAUGAACAAGCUGCUGAUUAUAUUUGCAGGUACAGCAACAGGCGUAUUGGUUGGAGCCUUUCUUGGUGUGGCAAAGAUGGUCACAUCAACUUUUUUGAAUCUGCAGGAGCACAAAGAUGCAACAGUAUCACUGGCUGCACAGAAAGGGUUAGUAGAGGGAGGUCGGUUAGGAUAUGCUGCAGCUGAACAAUCAGAAAGUGCAUCGGAAGCCAUUCAGAAAGCUGCUAAAGCUGUCCUCGAAUAUACUGUUAAAUGAUGGUUAGGAUCAUGACAACGACAGAGAGUGGACAGCAAAGAGAGCAGAGAUAGGAGUGUUGUUUUCUGAUGUCUUGUGUAAUUACGUUAUAAGUAGAGAUAGUGGCAGUAGAGGAACUAUUUAGGUAUUUAGUCAAGGAAAAGUAGCAUUUGCUAAACACUUACACCACUUUGUUCGAGUUAAAU